UUGCUAGCUUGGUGCUGGUGAGGAGCCUAGCAAGGGGAGAGAAACCGUGGGAGAAGACGGACUGCGUAUGAUUAAAAGAAGUAAAGUUUAACAUCAAAAAUAUCAAGUAACGUGAAAGAAAGAAACUGGACAGGUAUCACCAGCAACUUGGAAACAUCUUUUCUCUCCCCUGGCUCUCCAGUGUAUAAAGACGCCGCCCAAUAUUUCAUAAGUCACCUCGUGCCUCUUUACCCGAUAAAUAAUAAUUAUUUUCCCUUACAUCUUCACCAGUACAAACAAAUAGCAUACACCAGCAAGACGGAGGACCUAAUAAGCGUUACGAUUGAGCAGUUUAAGCAAAGUACGUGCAUCACAACAAAGCAACAAUCUACCAAAGUUAACAUCAGUGAUUAAUUGAAUUGGAGCCUCCAUAAUCAACAGUCCAUACAUCUCCUGAUCCUCAUUCAUCAGCACUAUUCAGUUCUGUCAUUUAGUCGGUCCACCUUAGAAAGCUGCAGAGAUACUUAGCACCACUAUGGCCUCCAUCACCCAGUCACCUGACCCUGAAAUCCCAGACAACCACAAAGAGAGCUGGCUGGCGCUUCUUUCUGCUGCAGAAACUUAUUGCCAAAAGUCUGGCUUUGACCUGGCCAUACUAACAGCGUGUAAGAAGUUCCGGUCUUCGUCUGGAGAUGGAGACGGGGUGAGGAAACGUGAGAGCGGCAGUGCCUUUCCGAGAGAGUGUGAUUUCUCCUAUAAUGUUUGGGGUCAGGGGUUUCUGGCAGAGUCGGCUCGCCGCUACAUAGACGACAUCGGUGUGCUGCACUCCACAACUAUGCUAACAGCGCAGAGGCACACACGCCAGGCUGGGGGAGAGGGAGGGACCAAGCUGAUGGUUGACCUGACCUCUGACCCUGGACACAGGGGGAACUUUACGGGCGAAGGUGGCGUGGGCGGAGUCAGUCCCAACAGCAGACUCUACUCGCAGAGCUACCCGUCAAUCUACAGCUCAGGCGCCGUAACGGGGCAGCCUGUGGGAAACGGUAACGGAGAGAACGAACGGGAGAAGAGCGCACUGGAGGCAGCUGAACGGGCGAGACAAAGGUCUGGGAUUGUCGACCUGGAAGAAGAAUGUGAGGAUGAAGAAGAGGAGGAGGACAUGGAUGAAAGAAGACCCUACGGGAAUGAAAGUGCAGGUGUGUUUUCGAUGGAUGAGGAUUCUCUGUCCCGGGACUGCGAGCCAUUCUUUGAGUCGGACGGGGAGGAGGAGAGCACUGAUGGUUCACUGAGUGAGGAGGCCCCUCCACCGUCACGCAGCAUGGCUGUGGGUCAGGCUGCGUUCUCGUCCCGUCACGCCCACCCCAUGGCUCUGGCCCGUUCGCUCCCGGUGUCGGUGCCGGUGUGGGGCUGCAGAGGGAACAGAGCUGCUCAGGGAGACAGCAGCAGUGGAGAGCGGGUGGGCUGCGCUGACUUGGAGCAUAUCGCUGCCAGUAUGAAGGCCCUGCUGGCGCCCGGGGCAACGGAUGGGACAGAAAUGUUUGGAGCCUUGCCUCGGCCCCGUCUCAACACAGGGGACUUCUCCCUCAAACACUGAGUGAGAGCAGAGUGACAGCGAAAGGGAUGGAGUGAGAGAAUCAAAGAUAAAUGAGAGGUGGGGUCGUUAUGGUGGGAGGGGGCCUGGAUCGGCUGCAGAUGUGACGUACAGUAUGUGAAACGGUGUACAAGCUAGCUCCUCCAUUUAUUUCUCACUAACAAAAAUUAAUGGCUCAUGCUUUAAGGAGUAACAAAAAGCAAUGUUGUUAUGAACACCAGUAAUGUUCUCAACACUUUGUUCCACCACCUAAUCGCUACACAUUUCACAAUAAAAGCUACUACUACACGUCCCAAAACACUACAUUAGGAUUUGGAACUCUAGAUGAGUGUGUAGUGACCAACAAGGACACUAAAAGAAGGUGUGUAACAGUUAAACUGGCACGGCAAUAUUUGACAACGUCGUGUGCUGAUGUUGUUUUAGAGAGUUGGCCCCUUGGUUACUUACCUGCGACGUGAUGGAAAAUUAAAUCACCAGCCAUUUGUAUCUGGUCAAUCAGUGGCCUCCAACGCUGCAUGUAAUACAUCUGUCAGACUGAGGAAUAUUAGCACUGAUGUUUUUAGUAGCUCCAAAGCUAAAUGCUAUGUUAUCAUAAAAGCUCACGUGGCAAAAUAUGACAGUUUGGUGCAUAAAAUUAAAUUAAAAAAACAGC
Molecule: messenger RNA, 2222 nt
Organism: Sphaeramia orbicularis (orbiculate cardinalfish)
Lineage: Eukaryota; Metazoa; Chordata; Actinopteri; Kurtiformes; Apogonidae
Gene: akt1s1
Product: AKT1 substrate 1 (proline-rich)
Exons: 6
Coding region: 515-1573 (352 amino acids)
Biological process (GO): neurotrophin TRK receptor signaling pathway; negative regulation of TOR signaling; negative regulation of protein kinase activity
Cellular component (GO): cytoplasm
Source: RefSeq, a predicted model, not a curated record